AUGUCGCUGUUCACAGCACUCAACUUCACACCUGACGAUGCCUUACAAGAAGCAGAGCAACACUCCCGGGAACUCCAAGUGGAGGAGAGUUCCAAAAUUUACCAAAGCGCCCUUCUUCAUCUAAAAGCUAAGAGGUUCGAGCAAGCAGAAGAGAAGUUCAAAGAGCUAUUCAAUAUAGAUGUAAUAAAGCCUGACAAAUGGGGACUUUACAAAUACUCAAGCCCUACACUGAAUUCUCUACGCUAUCUGGCCUACCGAAAUCGAGGGGUUUUCUAUUAUCAGUUUUUACAGGAAAAGCACGAAAACAUGUCAUCUCAAGACAUAGUUGAGUAUACCUUGAAAGUUGCAGAAAACCUUCUGGAUGCAAUUCAACACAGUAAUUGCGACGCGGCUGUGGCCAAGCUCUUAAUUUCCAUAUUCAAGAGCUUCAGGAGCGUAAAGUUACAACGCUACACGCUAGAAUACGAACUCUUAAAAGAGUGUGGCUCAACAACUGCUCUCAAAAGGAAGAAAACAGUUUUACCCGAGGUUCGAGAUUUCAUUCACCGGUAUGUGGAGCUUUUGAGGAGUUCAGAGGACACAGGGUCCCUUGAAUCUGACUUUAUAGUUCACCUAAAGUGCUUAUUAAAAAGCAGUAGCCCGCUGUCGUUAGAGCUACCGCCUUUUUUGUCUCGCAUACAGACCAUGAAACUGGAAGACGACUUGGCUUUGAGAGAAGAAAACGAAGUGAGCGUAGUAGUGAAUGAACUCAGCUGGGAAGCGGUUGCUGAGGCUGUUGUUUCCACACUCCCCAAAUAUAAGUUCUCCAACUUUUUUAGUAAAAUAUCGGACCCCUACAACGAAGCUGAAGAACCUAUUGAGAAGUUUAAAUUUGUUUUGAACGACCUGCAUAAUGAAGUGGAAGUUGACGUAGAAGAAGAACACUCGGAACACGGAGAACAAGCUAAUCUAAUUACAGAAGAUGACACAAAAAAUGUUACUGCUCCAGAAGACACCCCCGGACAAGAGGGGAUUAAUCAGAAACGGCCUCUAGACGCGGCUGAGGUUAAUAAGCCACUACAGAGGAUGAGCAAGCGUUUCAAGGAGAAGCCACAGGUUGCCAGCGACGCAAGGAUCAUGGACAAUCACGAAAAAUUUCUUCAAGUGAUAAAUGAUGUUGCACUGAGUACAGGCUAUGACCUGAUACUAACCACUGAUAAACUAGCUCCUCAGGAUGUUCCGAAAGAGGCACCAUAUUUCAAUGCAAUAUCCGAUCUAUAUGACUGCAUAAGCUCCUGGACAAAUAAGCACAGCGAGUUCCUAAACCAAACAGAUACAAAAAACUCCAAAAGUUCAAGCACCGAUGUUGAAAGCACAUUACAGCUGAAUGCUCUUAUCAGGACAAGUGUUCUAGCGGGCGAUAACGCUCCUAUUGAGUCUUUAACCGACUUGCCUGCCGACGAUAUUCAAAGUUUUAUUAAUCGCAUUAACAAAGACAGUUAUCACUUUCAAGAGGUCAGAUUGAUGCUUCUCGACUCACUCUUGUCGACUGAUACGGACGGCCGGUGUCUUAUUAUAGACACUUUCUGGAGCCCUGUCCUUUUCAAAACUGUGGAAUUUCUAGUAAUGAGUGUUGAAACAAACUUGUUCAACAUGAUCGGCAACGCGAAGUCAGGACUAGGCAGCUUGGGGCUCUCGGCAUAUGAAAUUCUCAUUAAUAUGCUGGGAAACAUCUACAGCAACAUAAGCACGAAGAAGCUGCAAGGCCAAAAAGUCAACGAAUUGGAAACGCAAAAGAACAAACUCGAAAGAAAAAUAAGCCGAUGGACGCUUCUUCUGGAAGAAUUGAAUUUUGAUGAUGAACGAUCGUUUUAUCGUUUUCUUUGGGCCAAGUUUUGCUCACUUCAAUAUUCUACUGACAUCACUGAUGGUAAGUUGGUCCUCAACCUUCAGGAAAUUGAAUCUAAAAUAGGGAAAAACGGGUCACGAAUCAACGUUCCGUACUCUAACUACUCCACAAUUCCUCAUCUCAAUCUUAAAGCGGUACAAAGUCAGCUAUCUAGGUUGAAAAUUAUCCAAAAACUCACAUCUAUUGACGUGGAUGUUCCCCAAGAAGACAACGAUGUAGCCACAAAACAGCAAAUGGAACUGAUUAGAAAGGCCUUGGUUUCAGACGAAUACAUGAAUCCUGAAACGUCCUCGGAAGAAGAACUUUCGAUGGAAAGCUUUUUGCGGAAUUCACCCUUCUUGCUCAAAGUUAAGCUUUGGCGGCUACUGGUAUCGUUCUACUCGCAGAGAGACAAGGCAAUUGCGCAAGCAGUUUACUUCAAAAUUCUUCGCAUACUUUAUGAAAGGCUUUGCUCGGAUGAAUAUGGGGCACAAUCACAAUUGCAGAGACAACAAACGCUUUUACUUACUAUAAGCUGUAUCGGAAGCUUUACCAGGGGAUUUGUGGAAAUGGUUCAAGGCAUCCACAGCAAUAGUUCUAAAGACAACAAUGCCACAAAAACCAACCUUCAUACUUUGUUCAAGAUUCUGAGGAUUCUUUAUCCCAUUGUCUUUUUUGAGAGUCUCUGUCAGAAAGACUCAAACCUCAAGUCUUUCUUUCGUAAAGCUGUGAAGUCGUCUACAAAACUGAAGAGUGUUUUUACUGACACAAUCACUUCCAUAAUAUACAUGUGCAGCUUACUGGAGCGGGAACAAACAAAAAUUUCAAGCUUGGUAGAAGUUGCACAUGAAAUACUGGGAAGCUUCGACUUUUGUGACGCAUCGGAGGGCUCCUUUCUUCACUUUGCAGAACAACUCUUGUGCAAACAAAAUAACGAAGGCAGCUUCAAUCAAAUAAAACAGCUACUAUGGUGCCAGUACCAUUUGUUAAUUGGGGGCGACAGCUCCGCCAUUGAACAGCAUAAUACGAAAGGACAAGUAAUGACACAAGAUAGUGCUGUUGCCCUCGGAAAAUUCCUGAUCAAUUCGCACUACGGAGAUAGGAAUCCUCUCAGUGUUUCUGGGAAUAAGACCAAUCUGAAGCAAACUCUUGAUAGCAUUAUUCAGGUUGUUGGAGAUGUGGAUAUUUCCGCUAACUAUAUCUUAAGUCGAAACGAGUUUUUUCUUGAGCAGUACUUGAAAUCGGUGAUAACAGCAAACACUUUCCGCAAAGCAUAUGCUGGAAAAUUGUCCCUUCAGCUCGUGAAGCCAAAUGAUAAGUUACAGGGCGUCGCUGACUUGGGUCUCUUUUUCGUAGCAAGCAUUCAGGCCUUAAACCUUUAUAAAGCGCGAAAAAAAGCAACACAAGCGCGACCAUCUGAACUUGAUUCGGUGAUUUCCACACUUAAAACUGAUAUACUAUACAACACCGAACGAUUUGAGAGCUGGAUGCUGUUAGGAAAAUGCUACUCCUAUAUUGUGGAAGAUGACCUUAUCUGGACGUCAGACAAGCUGGCUACGAGCGAGAAAAGAAAAGGGACGACUUCUAUUCAAAGGAAAGCUAUUUUGUGUUAUCUUAUGGCACUUGGGCUUGCAAUGCGCUCUAAAGGCAAAUUUCCCACAAGCUCUCAAGUUUCGGACUAUCAAGAUAUCUUGAAAGAACUGUUCGAGACGCUUUCUGAGGAAAUCUUGAAUGGCUAUUUGAAACCAAUGGAAGCGUCUUGUUUUCAAUGGGAACCCCCCACUUCAGUCAAACUCACAGUUGAAGGGGAGUUGGCUGCUGCUCAGUUUUAUGCUACACAAACUGUAAGCGAUUUUAAUAUUCAGCAGGCGAUUCUCACUGGGUUCUCAAAAGCUAUUAAAAUUGAAGCCAGCCACUUAGCUUCGAAAAACAGACCAAAAAACUGGAAAAACCUUUACUAUACUGCCAAAAUAAUAUUCAAAAGGUGUGCAGAAGAGUACAAAACUGAUGGGCUGAAUAUUCUUUUACAAGCAUGCUCAGUAUGUGACGACGCCACAAGCAGCAAGGAACUGAUAUUGGAGCCGCAUUACUUUCUUACAGUUUCAUGCUUCAAGUUGGUCAAGGGUGGAUUUAUGACUCCGCAGCAAGCUCUGCUUUCACUACAAAAGAACAACUCGAUUUUUCAGAAAGACGAUGAUUUCUGGUUAUUAACCUCCGCUGAAGCUUCCGAGGAAGCAAGGCAUAAUUUUUGUUGUAAAAUCGUUGCAUUACUGAGGGCUUUGAUUGCAAUGGACAAAAUGAAGUGGCACCACAGACCACGUUACCGUAUCGCACGUAUUUUAUAUGAAGAGAUGCACGACUUAGAUGGUGCUAUUUCAGAGAUGGAUGAAUUAAUGUUUUUGAAAAGCUCCAACAAAAGCUUAGUCAACAUCUGGAAACCAAAGUAUGAACGCCCUGGAAAACACUUCAUUUACACCUUCCAGUAUGUUAUCUUCUACCUAGAUUUGUUAUUCUGCCGCAACGAUUACUCAAGCAUUGCACUCGUCGCGAAGAAGCUUAAGAGGUUUGGGCCGGGGAUGGUGAAUGUAGCUACCGCUGCUGACAGGGCUAUGCGAUUGUUCUGUCAAUCAGUGCAAGACACCUUUGGUGUCAAUGAGAAGCUUGCUUUGGACAAGACGCUACCCUCUCUUAACUACCAGCAGUUUCUCAGAUAUAGUGAUCUGCUCUUUCAAUCCUUUGACAAAACCAAGUACGAUUCAAAAGUGCUGGACACUUUAGUGCAUGCAUUGCAGCUUAAGAAAGGAAACAAUGGCUAUGAUGGCAUAUGUUUGGCGUUGUAUUUCACAUUCAUAUAUCUGCCUUGGGCAUCGCAGAAGGAAGUGCAGGAUAAAUCACAGACUUCAGACCCAAACAUGAAUAACAAAGCCAUCGAACCAACUCAGGAGCCCCCCAAUGGACUUGUUAAGGGAAAAGCCAGUACGAAUCGCAAGAGAGUGAGUAAGAAAGAUGCAUUCGAUAAGAUUAGUGCCUUGGUAGAGAAGAGAAUCACGUGA
Lachancea thermotolerans CBS 6340 is the source of this 4920-nucleotide messenger RNA. RefSeq names its product Hir3p (gene HIR3). Gene Ontology annotation, cellular component: nucleus; HIR complex. The transcript has a single exon. The record is from RefSeq and is a predicted model, not a curated record. Gene Ontology annotation, molecular function: nucleosome binding. Lineage: Eukaryota; Fungi; Ascomycota; Saccharomycetes; Saccharomycetales; Saccharomycetaceae. The coding region runs from base 1 to 4920 and encodes 1639 amino acids. Gene Ontology annotation, biological process: chromatin organization.